AUGAAGAUAGAGUGGACCAUGGGAGACCAGGGUUCACAUUCCAACAAAAGCACAAAAAAGUUAGUUGAUUUCGUCUUUGGUGUACAGAGUUACCCUGGAACUUUUCUUGUGGAAGUAGCAGCUUAUGAUAAUCUGCAGGAAGCAGCUAAACUGAUUCAACCCUCAUCUAGAAGAGAAGGUUUCUCCGCUAUCCCAAAUGUAAAGUGGGAAGAUGUUGGAGGCCUUGAUUCAUUAAGACAUGACUUUGACCGAUACAUCGUCAGGCGUAUAAAGAAUCCUAAUGAUUACAUGGGUUUUGGGGUGGACUUGGAAACAGGAUUCUUGCUUUAUGGUCCCCCAGGAUGCGGUAAAACAUUAAUUGCCAAAGCUGUUGCUAAUGAAGCUGGAGCAAAUUUUAUACACAUUAAGGGACCUGAAAUUCUGAACAAGUAUGUUGGUGAAAGUGAGUUAGCUAUAAGGACAUUAUUCACCCGUGCAAAAACAUGUGCUCCAUGCAUUCUAUUCUUCGAUGAGAUGGAUGCAUUGACAACUAAGCGUGGUAAGGAAGGAGGUUGGGUUGUGGAAAGGCUUUUGAAUCAGCUACUAAUAGAACUAGACGGUGCAGAUCAGAGAAAAGGUGUUUAUGUGAUUGGUGCCACAAAUAGGCCUGAAGUCAUGGACCAAGCUAUUCUUCGACCUGGAAGGUUAGGGAGACUCCUAUAUGUCCCUCUACCUACUCCAGAUGAGCGUGGUCUAAUUUUAAAAGCUCUUGCCCGGAAAAAACCUAUAGAUUCUAGUGUCGACUUGAUGGCUAUUGGAAGAGAUGAUGCCUGUAAAAGUUUAAGUGGAGCGGACCUAGCUGCACUGAUGAAUGAAGCUGCAAUGGUUGCACUUGAAGAUAAAUUGACAGCCAUAGACACAAGUUGUGGUGACAUAUCAUCGACCAUCAAGGAGUCACAUUUCAAACGUGCUUUGGAGAAAAUUUCUCCAUCUGUCUCCGACAAGCAAAUAGGAUACUAUCAUGAUUUAUCAAAAAGGUUCAGAGCAGCAUGAAGCCAGAACAUGAAAGCCUUGGUGAAGGAGAGGAAAGAAGAUGCUUAGAGUGGUGGUCAUAUCUCCAGCUUAGUAAUUCUGGUCUGCACUAUAGAGGUUCAUGGACCGCUUAUACUAGACUGGCAUCUUGGAUGCUCUUUCUAGCAGUAUCUCAUAUACUUCUCAGCUAAAGUUGUACAAUGUCUUCAUUUAAAAAACUAUUGGAAAUAUAUAAACCUGUACCUGUACAAUGUCAUCUUCUUGCGUUACAAAGUGCUAUGAAAAUAUUCACCUCAGGGUUUCUGGGA
This is a messenger RNA of Lycium ferocissimum, 1319 nucleotides long. Its product is annotated as cell division control protein 48 homolog C-like. The transcript is spliced from 9 exons. Gene Ontology annotation, molecular function: ATP hydrolysis activity; preribosome binding; RNA binding. The record is from RefSeq and is a predicted model, not a curated record. Gene Ontology annotation, biological process: ribosome biogenesis. Lineage: Eukaryota; Viridiplantae; Streptophyta; Magnoliopsida; Solanales; Solanaceae. Bases 1 to 1032 code for a protein of 343 amino acids. Gene Ontology annotation, cellular component: nucleus.